This is a messenger RNA of Durio zibethinus, 3104 nucleotides long. Lineage: Eukaryota; Viridiplantae; Streptophyta; Magnoliopsida; Malvales; Malvaceae. The record is from RefSeq and is a predicted model, not a curated record.
AGUGUUUGGUUUAUAUAACCGACUUUAGCUUGCGUCACAGGUCACGUGAUAUUUUUCCAGCCUAAAGAGAGACACACCUAAAUCUCGUGUCCGGUCGGGUCCCUCAAAGCAAAGCCCACGGCACGUGUGACAAGUGUCCCCUAACACGUCCGUAGAUCCCGCUUAAUACGCUGCUAGCCCACACACGCCUCAUUCGUGCCAAACCCUAAAUCUCACACACAUACACGCUCGCCCAUCCCACACACGCGUGAAACCCUAACACCCACGCGCUCGCCUUCCCCUCGUCACGCGCCCCCCACAUCCUCGCCGGCGAUAGCCCUAUUCUCGGUGCUUCUACAUCGCUUCUUCUAUCUUCGCAGCUCCGGAGAAUAGUCCUCUUAUCAAGCCGGAGAUACCCUGCGGUUGCCGGGAAUAUUGAUCUACUCGCAUAAAUCGGUCGGUUUGAGAAGAGAAAGUGGAAUUUGAAGGAUUGGAGAUAUUUCGAAGCGUCAUGUGAAGCAAAUUGAAGAUUCGCGUAAGAAUUACGCUAGAAAUCGAGACGCUACUCUGAAGGAAAAUCUGAAAUCGAGUUGGGGCAGAAAUUAGUGGAUCUGAUUCUGCAUUGUAAGAGAAAUCCAUGCCAUAUUUUAAUUUUGCAAAACGUUAGGAAAUGGUUAUCACAUUUACUGUAGAUAAGUUAUAAUCCUAAGGUAAUUUUGGGGUUAGAGGUUCAGGAUUAGAGUGGGAAGUUAUGGCAACAGAUAUGCAGAAACUGAUGGGAGCUAGUGAGGAGGAUGAUGAAGAGGAAAUGGAUGUAAAAGAAGAGGAUGAUGAGGAUGAGGAGAAUGGAGAGAGGCGUAUUGCUGCUCAGAUGAUGAUGGGGGUUGAUGAAGUGAUGCCAAGUACAAGUAGUGGCGGUCAGUUUCAACAUCAGCAGCAACUUCAAGAGCAAGUCGGCACCCCGGGUGGAGGAGGAGCUCGCAGGUCACGACCACCAGAAGAAAAGGAGCGAACGAAGCUAAGAGAGCGGCAUCGGAGAGCAAUAACUGCAAGGAUCUUGGCGGGGCUUCGGAGGCACGGGAACUAUAACCUGAGGGUUAGAGCUGAUAUCAAUGAUGUGAUUGCAGCUUUGGCCCGGGAAGCUGGCUGGGUUGUUCUUCCAGAUGGAACCACUUUUCCAUCAAGAUCUCCGGGUUCAAGGCCCACUGGUGGCAAUUCUGCAGGCAUGACUUCAUCUUCCUCCCAAAUGGUAUCACAACAGACUCCACCUACCUCCUUGCAGGGAGUCUCUUCUGGCUAUCGCACCUCAGUAGAGUACAAUGCUAGUCGUAUGAAGGGAGUUUUCAUGCCUUCUUCUUCACCUUAUGAUCUGUCCUCAAGUGCCCGUUCUCAAAGUUCAGGCAUGGUUGGAGAUGGUGGAGAACAAAUAGAAAGUCUUCCUUUUAUUUCUGGCUCCAUGGAAGCAAUUAAUGACAAACAGCUUAUUGGGCAACUUCCUAAGCUACCAGAACGUGAUUUUGCUGGCACUCCAUAUGUUCCAGUUUAUGGGAUGCUACCAUUGGGGGUCAUCAACAUUAAGUGUGAGCUAGUUGAUCCAGACGGUCUGCUAAAGCAGCUUAGAGUAUUGAAAUCAAUCAAUGUAGAUGGGGUCAUGGUUGACUGCUGGUGGGGAAUAGUGGAAGCACAUGCUCCCCAGGAAUAUAACUGGAAUGGUUACCGAAGACUCUUUCAGAUGGUUCGUGAGCUUAAGCUUAAGUUACAGGUUGUGAUGUCAUUUCAUGAAUGUGGUGGCAAUGUUGGUGAUGAUGUCUGUAUUCCACUUCCCCAUUGGAUUGCAGAAAUUGGUAGAAGUAAUCCUGACAUAUUUUUCACUGAUAGGGAAGGAAGAAGAAACCCUGAAUGCCUCUCCUGGGGGAUUGAUAAAGAGCGAGUUUUAAGGGGCCGAACUGCUGUUGAGGUAUACUUUGACUAUAUGAGAAGUUUCCGAGUGGAAUUUGAUGAAUUUUUUGAGGAUGGUAUCAUAUCCAUGGUUGAAGUUGGACUAGGUCCCUGUGGGGAGCUUCGGUACCCAUCUUGUCCAGUAAAGCAUGGAUGGAGAUAUCCUGGGAUUGGGGAGUUCCAGUGUUAUGAUCAGUACAUGUUAAAAAGCCUUAGGAAGGCAGCAGCAAUGAGGGGGCACAGCUUUUGGGCUAGAGGGCCAGAUAAUGCCGGGUCCUAUAAUUCCCAGCCACAUGAAACUUGCUUCUUUUGUGACGGAGGAGACUAUGAUGGGUACUAUGGCAGGUUUUUCCUUAAUUGGUACUCUCAGUUAUUAGUUGAUCAUGGAGACCGGGUACUUUCUCUGGCAAAGUUAGCUUUCGAAGGUUCUUGCAUUGCAGCAAAGCUGCCAGGUAUUCACUGGUGGUAUAAAACAGCCAGUCAUGCUGCUGAAUUAACUGCUGGAUUCUACAAUCCCUGCAAUCGAGAUGGUUAUACUGCAAUAGCGGCAAUGCUAAAGAAGCAUGGAGCUGCUUUAAACUUUGCAUGUGCUGAACUGAACUUUUUGGAGCAACAUGAGGACUUACGGGAAGCGCUGGCAGAUGCUCGGGGUUUAGUCUGGCAGGUGCUGAAUGCUGCAUGGGAUGUUUGCAUUCCAGUUGCAAGUGAGAAUGCUGUUCUUUGCCUUGAUAGGGUAGGCUAUAACAAGAUAUUGGACAAUGUCAAGCCAGUAAAUGAUCCAGAAGGGAGACAUUUUUCAUCUUUUACUUACCUUAGGCUCAGCCCACUUCUCAUGGAGAGACAGAAUUUCAUGGAAUUUGAACGUUUUGUCAAGCGAAUGCAUGGGGAAGCAGUUGUAGAUCUCCUGGUAUAGCAAGAAGGUACGAAAGCUCUUAAAAUCAUGUAACAACUGGUUUGCCCCUCAACAAAUGUUGGCGGUGCAAGUUGCAUAUUAGGGGAAUAUUAUUCUUAGUUUAAUUUAACAAACAAUUAUGUAAAUGAAACCAUGGAUAUCAGUGGUGAAUUAUUUUGGACCGCUCCUUGACAUGCCUAGCUGUUUAACAUAGGUCAGGCGGUUAAAUCAAUCAAUGAUCAAUGUACAAUUUGAAUUUCAGGACAUUAACAUUUCUCGAACGUAAAAUACCCUA